CCCAUUGACAUCCAUCGAUGCUUGCUGAACAUUUAUAGAGACCAACCAGUGGAUGUGAGCACAGCGAGCCAUUGGGUUUUUCAGCAGUUGUGGUGAUGAAAAUGGGUCACCUCCACAGGUACAGAUUUUUACAAGUUGGCAUGGAGGCUCGUGUUCAUCACUGGCAAAAAAAUGCAUAGCUAAUGGUGGUGGCUACGUUGAAAAACAGUGUUUUGUAGCUGAGAAUUUCCUCUAUCAAAUAGUGUUAUUGUGUUCUUUGUAUCUGUUGUAAUUUCCAUGGAAAAAAUACGGGACAUUACUUUCGGAGCAACCUAUGUGCAAAGAUAUGGGAUGCUAACAGGAUGAGGCCAGCUCUGCAGCGGGAUUCGGAGCACGUGGGUGGAUGGAGAUUGUCGUAAGAUCCGACCUUUGCCUUUCUUUCAGGAAUGAUGCUGGCAGUGCUGCUUGCCAAAGCUGCAAGUUUUAGGAGCAACAGAAGCAAGCUAGUGAGAGAAAUAGAUAAACUACUGUUCCCUCUGUCUGUGCGUACUGUAUAAAGAUAGCUGCAGAGGGGGAAAGAUUAAAAAAGAAAAAAGAGAACUAUAAAGAAUAGUUAGACAAGAAAGCCUGUAUUCCUGUUUUGUCAUCCCAGACAAGGGACAGGUUGUACAGAACAUGCCAUUCUGUGCUUUUUCUUCCUGAUCUCGUUGGCUGUUGCACAGAUUCAGACAGCCUUCUAGGAGACUUGCACUCAACUUGUUAUUGAAAUGGAACUUAGCCGUCAAAGUGACUUGGACCUGGUGUUGCUGGCUGAAGCAAUACUGAAAUAUUUUAAAAAAGCUAAGCCCUGUCCUCCUUAAUUGCUUUUAAGAAAUGAGAUAUAAACACUGCUUUUCUGAAGAAAAAAAAAAAAGCCAUGCUGUGAUGCGGAGAGCUAUCUUUGUCUCAUACAGCACCGAGCAUGCUGUCAACAAAAUUAUAAUCUCUUGUGUUUCUCAGGACUGUAAAUUGGCUAAAUAUAAAGUAUGCAGGAAAUAAAAAAGUAUUGCCUCUUCAGGAGCUAUAGAAAUUGUUGGGGCAAAUAUUAAUUGAUACUUUAUUCAGGUGUGUUCUGCUUCUGUGUUUAAAUCAGCCUGGGUAAGUGUUGCUAGCAGAGCAUGCAAUAUCUGCUUCUGGUUCUGUCAAUUUUGCUUGGAAAAAAAACCCAAUUAUUGUGGGAGGGGAGGUGGAUAUCAGCUGGUAUUUUACAGCAAAGACUUCAGUAAUGUAUUAAGUCUUAUGAAACAAUCAUGCUCCGUUAAAUUUGAAAAACUUACUUGUGCAGUUAAGUGCUUUAUGGCUGGAUUAAUGAGUAACUUCUACUUCAAUUAGUUGAUGUUCUCCCGUGGUGCAAUAUUUGGGCUUCUUUUUCAUUAUAAGGACUCUCCUUGUUUUCAGACUGUCACUUAGCACCCCGAGAUGUGCAUUACUUCCAGUAAGCUGCUGUUACUCCUGAUGGGGAUUGUUUGUAUUACAGGGUCUCAUGCUGUACCAUACAUUCUUCAGAAAGAUCAUAAGUGUGGGCAGAAAGUUCAUGAGACAAAACCGUGGAGUUACUUUAACCUUUUCACUCGGAUUGUUGGGGGGAACCAGGUGAAACAAGGCUCACAUCCAUGGCAGGUUUCCUUGAAACGAAGAGAAAAGCAUUUCUGUGGAGGCACCAUUGUUUCUGCUCAGUGGGUGGUCACGGCAGCUCACUGUGUCUCAGACAGAAAGGAAGAAAAACCAAAACCUUUGAACAUUACAAAAAUAAGAAUAAAUAGCCUUACAAGCUGGGAUGCAGACUGGAACCUACUCAAGUAUUUGAAUGUCACUGCAGGGGAGCAUGAUUUGAGAAUCAGGGAGCAUGGAGAGCAGACACUCCCUGUUAAAUAUAUCAUUAAACAUCCAAACUUUGACCCCCGAAGGCCGAUGAACUAUGACAUAGCCCUUCUCAAGCUGGAUGGAACCUUCAACUUCAGUUCAUCAGUUUUGCCAGCAUGUCUUCCUGAUCCAGGUGAAAAAUUUGAAGCAGGAUAUAUCUGCACUACUUGUGGCUGGGGCCGUUUAAGAGAGAAUGGAGUGCUCCCUCAGGUUUUGUAUGAAGUCAAUCUACCAAUUCUAAAUAGUAAGGAAUGUUCGAGAGCAAUGUCAACUUUAAAGAAGCCCAUCCAAAGUGACACUAUACUGUGUGCUGGAUUUCCGGAUGGAGGAAAGGAUGCCUGUCAGGGAGACUCUGGGGGUCCUCUUUUAUGCCGACGUAAGCAUGGUACCUGGAUUCUCGCUGGUGUGAUUUCCUGGGGGAUGGGAUGUGCUCGUGGCUGGAGAGGUAAUGAGAUGAAGAAACAUUACGAAAGAGGCUCUCCAGGAAUAUUCACAGACCUCAGUGCAGUGCUUUCCUGGAUUCAAGAAAAUAUGAGCGCUGAUCUGAAAAUGAAGAGUUCCACACCAUUUUGUAGUAUUCAGGAUGGCAAACUCCUGGACAGUGAAGGAGAAUUAAAUUUUCCUGGAAGUUCCGAACAGUUCUAUCAAAACCAUCAAUUGUGUGUAUGGACUCUGUUUGUACCAGAAGGGAAUUAUAUAUUGCUUCAUUUUUCCCACUUCGAUAUAGAGCCGGAAACAUUUUGUGACUAUGACUCUUUAUCGGUCUAUUCAAAAGACAACAGACUUGUUGGGAAAUUCUGUGGAGGAGAUCUUCCAUUACCUAUUUUAAUUGGCUCCAAUAAUAUAAGGCUAAAAUUUGUUUCUGACAACAAGGAUUAUGGAACUGGUUUUUCUAUGACUUAUAAAGCUCUUACACCAGAUAUUCUUCCGAAUUCUGGUUGUGAGUCCUUAGCUGUACUUUUUGAAGAAGGAGUGUUGCAAAGUAUGCACUAUCCAGAGCACUACAGCAAUCUGGCAGACUGUCAAUGGAUUAUUUGUGCACCAGAGGACCAUGUAAUCAAGCUUACAUACCAGUCUUUUGAAGUAGAAGAGAGUGAAGAUUGCACUUACGAUGCUGUGACUGUGUAUGAAGAUGUGGGAAAAGAUGAGGAAAUUGCUAAAUCCUGUGGAUUUGUCCUACCAGCACCUGUUCUAAGCUCCUCUUCUAUGAUGCUGGUUGUCUUUCACUCUGAUGAAACGGAGACCUUUGAAGGAUUCAGAGCUACGAUCACUUUUGUUCAUGUUACAGAUUUAGAUACUUUGGAUUCUGCUAGUGCAGAAGAGUUUGAAAAUACGGGUGUGACUGAAGAAAUACAGGUUACAACAGAUGAUAUUUGUGGAGUGCCUUCAAAUCAGCCGAGAUUCAUCUUCAGUAGGAUAAUAGGAGGUGAAGAGUCUGUACCGCAUUCGUGGCCUUGGCAGGUCAGCAUACAAAUUUCAGAUGAACAUAUCUGUGGAGGAGCAGUUCUUGCCAAAGAAUGGGUUGUCACAGCUGCUCACUGCUUUAAUUCUAAGAGGGAACUGUACAGAGACUUAUGGAUGGUGGUCGCAGGAAUUCAUGAUCUUACAGAGCAAGAAUACAGACAGAAAAGAGCAGUAAAGCAGUAUAUUAUACAUCCAAGCUUUAACAAGACCACUAUGGACUCUGACAUCGCUUUACUGCAACUGGCUGAGCCCUUAGAAUUCAACCACUAUGUGCGUCCUGUGUGCCUCCCUGCAAAGGAAGAAGUGGUUCAGCCCUCCAGCGUAUGCAUUGUCACAGGAUGGGGAGCAGAGGAAGAAGAUAGGGAAAAGAGUAAAAAGCUCCAUCAGCUGGAAGUUCCCAUCCUGGUGCUUGAAGCAUGUCAGACCUAUUACAUAAAUCUUCCCAGUAGAGUGACUCAGAGGAUGAUCUGUGCUGGAUUCCCUCUGGAAGAAGGCAAGGACUCAUGCACAGGUGAUUCUGGUGGCCCAUUAGUUUGUCCUUCAGAAGAUGACUCAGGAUUUUACACACUUCAUGGAAUCACUAGCUGGGGCCUGGGCUGUGGAAGAAAGACCUACCCAGGAGUAUACACAAACGUUGGGGUUUUUGUGGACUGGAUCAAGCAGAGUGUUAACAGUAGCGAUCUGCCCGUUUUCAUGGUGUAACUGUCAAAAGAGCAGUUCUGAGGGACUACGUUGUAGAACACUUCCAAAGUACAAAUGUCACUAAAAGCAAAAUUUGGUGAGAGCGUAUCAGUUUGUGACUGCUGAAGAGAUCAUAGAGUAGCUGAUACUUACCUUGAUUAAUUUACUGCUUGUUUACCUGAAUUGAGACUUCAACCUUACGUGUGUGUCCUUGGGAUAUACAUAAGUUACUUACAGGUUUCUGACACUGUCAAUGUAUGUUAGAAGGAAGGAUAGAUCACCAUAUAUGUAUGUCAGGCAUGCACUCAAAUGCAGCACUGGAGAAAAGAAAAAUCAACAUGAAAUUAGCAUGUGUGUUAAACAACUGAAAUCAGUUCUCUUUCCAUACGGUCAAUGAGAGUGUUGGCUCCGGCUCUGAGGGGACCUAGGCAGUGGCAGUACAUCUCUCAGAAUCAAAAGAACACUGUCUAGUGAUUAGUCAUGUGAAUCAAUCAAAUUGCUUGGAAAAUAGUAUUUUAAUAUGCCCAAAUGAUGGUCGUUGUAGGCCUGAUCCGAUUGAUUUGAGUGUCUAAUAUUAGAAUAAUUUGACUACAUUAUUUGCCUGUUACCGUAACAAUCUUUCUAUGUGUAAUUGCAUCAAAAGAAUGUUGGUACUUGGAAAGCUGCCACCAAAUGCAGAGUAGGCAUAACUGUGUUCAAAACUGCUCGGGCUUUUGAGAUGUAAGGAAGGUGCAGCGGUGAGCCUGGGUGACUUGCGCGAGCAGCUUCUGGUCUGCCUGCCUAGUGGGAUCAUCCAUCGUUGUGAAGCCCCAUGUAUUAGCUUGUGUAUUGUGCAAGAUUUUCACAUCUUGUUAAGAUUAGAAUUCCAGUGGAAGGCAUUUGCUAGGCAUUAAGUGACUUGUUAUGAAUGUAGGGAAUUCUACACAGUAAGGGCUGUGCUUGGUGCAAAUACUCAUCUCAACCGUCCACAGUUUUUCAAUAACCCGGGAUUUUGGGAGUAUGCUUCUCGUGCUUGAUCUAAGGUUUCCCUUGCAUCAACUGUGGUCCCACUUUGUGUUUUAAAUCAGUUAUGUACAAUAUGUUAUUUUAGGUCUCUUAAUCUUGAUUAGCAAUGGAUCUUCCUUUAGAAGUCUAAAGGAAGCCUCGAUGGCCUGUUGAACAUUUAUAGUGUGGUGUUGCUAUGCUCUGUUCCAAAUUUCUGUGUUGAAGAAAAGUUGAUGUUUUGAUUAAAAAGUAGCAUCAGCUUUUCAAAAAAUUGGGUAAGACAUUAGUAUUUGCUAUUUUAACAAAUUGCUUGUUGUUCAGACAGAAGUGUUCAAAAAGACGGGUGGUCCAGGCCAGCAGCCUCUGGCAGCGUGCAAUAACUGGCAAAUGUCCUAAUUAAUCUAUUCAUAUAAUCAGAGGUACCGUGUAAUUCACACACUGCAAAGUGAGCACAUCUGCUUGUAAAUAGCAAUUUGUUUAAUGCCCAAAUGGCUGCUUGCACUGGAAACGGUGAUGACGGGCUCCAAUUAGAUUUGCAGACUGUGCUUUGCACAGCUGUUGUGUUUAGAAACUAGAUCAGUAUGAUAGCAUAAUAGGUAACCUGAGUAUAAUCCUUCUUUGACUCCAUGGCCUGGAAAAUAAUUAGAUGGCAAUAAGAUGUCUCGUCUCUGCUGAUACCAAUGGCAGAAUCACUUUGUGUCCAGAUGUGGAGCCCUCGGUGCAGGAGAGAUGUGGACCUCCUCGGGCACGUCCAGAGGAGGGCCUCAAACACGAAAAUACUGCGUGGUGGAAGGACGAAUUCAGAUUAGUUUUCAAAGAUGCGUAAGGCACAGCUGUGUUACUGACAGAGUAUGCUUGUUCCAUCUCUGAUGAGCUCUUGAAGAGACUUUUGGAAAGGAAUGACGGGAAAAUAUCCUUUGCAGUUUUUCAUUGUGGAAGUUUGCUACCGUUCAGUUGUGGCGGGAGUUGCUGUUUGCUAAUGGUAUCCGUGUAACUGUGCUGGCAGUCAGGGUGCCUCAGCUCUUGGACAUGGUUCUGUUGUACUUAACAGGAACAAGAGGACUUAAAGUACCCGUCGAGUUGGUGGUUUUUUUUCUGCUUAUUAAGCAAAUAAAAAAAUCACCAGUUAAAAAAACAAACACAAAAGCAAACCCCAAACCAACAAGAAGCAGUGAGGGAGGAACUGCAGGUGGUAUCAGCCCUAUUGAAUGCACUGGAUCUACGGAUACAUGCAGAUAAACCAACAUCACUUAAAAUGCCACAUGCUGUUAGGAGUCCUAUCUGCCUGCAUUUGAUUGGAUUGUUAAGGUACUUGUUUUUCGCUUGGCUGCAUGCUGCCAACCUUUUGCGUUUCUGCUAGUGCGGGUUUUCAGGUAAUCUCGUUUUGCUUUUGUUGUAUCUUUCUAGCCCACUGAAAGCUGCAAUCUUUUGUCAAUAAAAGAAAUGUGAACUGUUU
This is a messenger RNA of Numida meleagris (helmeted guineafowl), 6466 nucleotides long. RefSeq names its product ovochymase 2 (gene OVCH2). NCBI's taxonomy places the organism in Eukaryota, Metazoa, Chordata, Aves, Galliformes, Numididae. Gene Ontology annotation, biological process: proteolysis. The record is from RefSeq and is a predicted model, not a curated record. Bases 1438 to 4047 code for a protein of 869 amino acids. Gene Ontology annotation, molecular function: serine-type endopeptidase activity. The transcript has 23 exons.